This is a messenger RNA of Thalassophryne amazonica, 2113 nucleotides long. It is a transcript of the gene nacc1a, whose product is annotated as nucleus accumbens-associated protein 1. Gene Ontology annotation, molecular function: protein binding; RNA polymerase II cis-regulatory region sequence-specific DNA binding; DNA-binding transcription factor activity, RNA polymerase II-specific. Gene Ontology annotation, biological process: regulation of transcription by RNA polymerase II. Lineage: Eukaryota; Metazoa; Chordata; Actinopteri; Batrachoidiformes; Batrachoididae. The record is from RefSeq and is a predicted model, not a curated record.
UUCAAGUGGCCAGUCAAGGAACUGCAACUUUUUCGUCUUCGGGACAUUUUGGUGGUGUGCGUAGGCGCACCAUGGCCCAGAUGCUCCAGAUGGCGAUCCCUAACUUUGGCAACAAUGUUUUAGAAUGUUUAAAUGAGCAGCGGCUGCAGGGCCUCUACUGCGAUGUCUCCGUAGUGGUCAAAGGCCACACCUUCAAGGCCCAUCGAGCCGUGCUUGCUGCUAGCAGUUCUUACUUCCGGGACCUUUUCAGCAGCAGCACAAACAGUGGAACUACCAAUAGCAAUGAGAUGAGCCAUACUGUAGUAGAGCUUCCACCAGCUGUGCAGCCACAGAGCUUCCAGCAGAUCUUGGCCUUCUGCUACACAGGUCGUCUCAGCAUGACAGUGGGGGACCAGUUUCUUCUAAUGUACACUGCAGGUUUCCUGCAGAUCCAACAGAUCAUGGAAAAAGGCACUGAAUUCUUCCUUAAGGUCUCCUCCCCCAGCUGUGACUCCCAGGGUCUUCAUGCUGAGGAGACCCCUCUUUCCGAGCCCCAGAGCCCUGUAACACAGACCAGUACCAACACAGCCCGACCUGCUUCCUGUCUGACGCCACUCCCGUUGGUGUCACGCGUGAAGUCGGAACAGCCAGUUAGCCAGCCGGAAGUGGCUACACCAUAUUCGGUGGUCUGCGCCCCUGUUGCAAAGCGGCUGUGGGACGGUGGCAGCAGCCGAGAGGGGGGUGGAACGAGUUCAGGUGGAGGAGGGAGUGCUCGCAAGGCACCACGAUAUUCCCAGGAGGCAGUGCGAGGCAGUGCCAUUCAGAGCCCUGGAGCGCUAGGACUGGCCAUGGGUAUGGGUGCCACGGCAACCAGCCUGGCAAACAUGGUGACCGGUAGCGGGCUUAGUGGCAAUGGCAGUAGUAACGGGUGCUCUAUGGCAGGUCUUGGCAUGUCAGAGGGUGCUAGCCCUGGCACCCUGAGCACCUACGCUAGUGACUCACCUAUCAGCUACCAUGAUGACGAGGAAGAGGAGGAAGGGACAGAAGAAUGUACUGAAGAGCAGUACAGGCAGAUUUGCAACAUGUACACCAUGUACAGCAUGCUGAACAUGGGCGCUGCAGCUGCUGGUGAGCGUGUGGAGGCUUUGCCGGACCACACCGAGACACGGGGUCGGAUGAGAGGCCGAGAUCUUUCAUGUCUUCCUGCUGAGCUUGUCGCUCAGAUAGGCAACCGCUGUCAUCCCAAAUUGUACGAGGAAGGAGACCCUGCAGAGAAACUAGAGUUAGUCUCAGGCACUUCUGUGUAUAUAUCGCGAGCCCAGCUAAUGAAUUGCCAUGUAAGUGCAGGGACGAGACAUAAGGUGCUGCUCAGAAGGCUACUGGCUGCCUUCUUUGACAGGAAUACUUUGGCCAACAGCUGUGGAACAGGCAUUCGCUCAUCUACUAAUGACCCAAGCCGCAAACCUUUGGACAACAGAGUGCUUCACGCAGUCAAAUUUUAUUGCCAGAACUUUGCCACCAGCUUUAAAGAGAGUGAGAUGAAUGCCAUCGCAGCCGACAUGUGUACCAAUGCACGCCGCUGGUCCGUAAGAGCUGGAUCCCCCAAGCUGAAGCUGCUCAUGGCUGAGAAUGACACCUACUCUGCUUUUCUUCCUGAUGGUGUCAAGACAGAGGAUGAAACCCUGGGGGCGGAUCCAGGAUUUGACCCUGUCUCUUUAGAGGCCACUGGCAGUGCUGGCAUGGAGUCUGGAGGCUCUUCAGGUGAAUCGUUAUCGGGUGUGGGCGGGGAUGGUGGACCUUUGUUUUGAUCAUAACUGAAGAAGGGUGAAAAUCUGUGACGUAUACACAAGUAUUCUCUCUUUGAACCCUGCUGAUAUCUCACAUCUGACCACAUGCACCUCACAGUGGUUUCUGCCCUGUUGUAACCGGAACAUAAAAGUGGUCAUUAUGUGCUUUUCAGACUGUAAAUGGAUUUAAAGGAGAAAGGAAGGACAAAGUGAAAAGGUUUUUGUUUUGUUUCCCAAACUGCCCUCUGACUCCCCUUGUGUUUUUGAAGGUGUGUGAGCUCAUUCAAUUUCACAUAUUUAAAAUACAUUCCCUGAAGAACAGGUGGUGGUGCCAGAGAGGGUCUGAG